AUGGGUGUUAUCCAUGUGGACUUUGACAAGGUAUUCGCUGAGACAUCCAACUCCCAGGAGAGGUUAGCAGUGAAACUGAAAAUGCAGGCGACAUGUGUGGUGGUUUCAAAAUUGGCUGGGGAAGCCAGCAGAGUGAGGGUCUCAAGGAUAGCGCCUCUGAGCGAGCUUGUGGUGUUCCAGCUCUGUAGCUGGGCACAUGAGGGUGGAAGUUCUCUGGAAGUUCUCGCGUUCUUCACCUCUCACUGUGGAUACAUGCUGUGUCUGCGGCUCUACCUCAACGGGGAUGGUGUUGGAGCAAACACUCAUCUCUCGCUCUUCCUGGUCAUAAUGAAGGGAAGGUACGACGCCAUUUUGGAAUGGCCCUUCAGCAAGAAGGUCACCUUCCGACUGCUGGAUCAGAGCGCCAGGCGCCAGCAUACAGUGACAGCCUUCAAACCAGACAUCGGCUCUGCCUCCUUCCAUAGGCCCGUCCAGGCCAUGAACGUUGCCAGUGGCUGCCCCGAGUUCCUGCCCCUUGCCCAGCUCCACGCCAACUGGCACAGUUAUGUCACCAACGAUGUCAUGUUCAUAAAGGCCAGCGUGGACACUUAGGGGGAACA
Molecule: messenger RNA, 599 nt
Organism: Rhincodon typus (whale shark)
Lineage: Eukaryota; Metazoa; Chordata; Chondrichthyes; Orectolobiformes; Rhincodontidae
Product: TNF receptor-associated factor 1-like
Exons: 4
Coding region: 1-591 (196 amino acids)
Biological process (GO): protein K63-linked ubiquitination; positive regulation of JNK cascade; tumor necrosis factor-mediated signaling pathway
Cellular component (GO): cytoplasmic side of plasma membrane; plasma membrane signaling receptor complex
Molecular function (GO): ubiquitin protein ligase binding; tumor necrosis factor receptor binding
Source: RefSeq, a predicted model, not a curated record